AAACUAAAUCAAAACCACUUUUGAUCUUCACUUCCAUUAUUUAAAAACUGAAAACCAAAUAGAAAACAGUAAAGAAACAAACGAACAAGAACAAAAACAAAAGCAAGAACAUCAACAAACAUCAGUAUUCACACUUUUCUUUCAUCUUCAAUCAUUAAAAUGAGAUUUCUGUUCUUUUCUUUGAUCUUGGCCUUGCUAGCCAACUGUUCGCAUUCCCGCCAUUACGAAGAUGCACAAUCACCUGCAGAAUCACCAUCAUCAGGUGUCGAUUGUUCGAUCAUUAUUUAUGACAUGGUGGAUUGCUUACCUUAUAUGACUGGAAGCGGAGCUCCAUUAGAUGCUUCAUGCUGCGCUGGUUUUGAAUCUGUUCUCCAUUUUAAUACAAAAUGUGUGUGUGAAGCACUAAAGACUAGUCUCGAUAUGAACUUAGACAUUAAUCUUACUAAAGCUUAUGAUUUGCCUAAAGAUUGCAAGGUUUCUACUCCUCCUAGUCACUGUAACGUCUCAACCAUGCCUCCUUCACAUGCAGCACCAGUUGGUCCUCCACAAUCAUCACCAAAGCUACCUCCAGCACCAAUAGAAGCUCCAAAAGGAUCAGUACGUCCACCCUCAGCUGAACGUGGAUCAGCACCAACAAAACCUGAUCUUGCAGCUCCAGCCCCAUCUGGAGGAGCAUAUUCUAUUUCUAUCUCUUUGUUAGCCCUAAUUAGCCAGCUUCUUGUUUCUUUCUCUUUUACCUUAGCUAAUUAGGAUAAUAAUUUUGCUUUCACACUAGUAAUUUUCAUUACUGUGUGAUUAUUAGCUUCUUUUUUGUCUUGCUUUGUUUUUUGUAAGACCUACUAAUUAGUUUAAUUAUGAUUUUUUUUCUAUUAAUUUAAUUGAGUUGUUGAGGUA
Messenger RNA from Jatropha curcas, 894 nucleotides. RefSeq names its product non-specific lipid transfer protein GPI-anchored 4. NCBI's taxonomy places the organism in Eukaryota, Viridiplantae, Streptophyta, Magnoliopsida, Malpighiales, Euphorbiaceae. The record is from RefSeq and is a predicted model, not a curated record.